CAACUGUAGAUUAUUAUAAGGUCCCUGAAGUUAAGAACCAUUCUGAAAUCUUUCUGGCAAAGACAUUGGGAUCAAAUUUUUCAUUUAAGGUUAAUUAUUUGCUGUUAAUUAAACUUCUAGUCUAAUUUUAAUUAAUUUAGUGCAACGACGAGUUAUUACUCUUGACCUGUGUUUCUUUUUUGUUAUUUAUUUAUUUCUAACAAUUACUUAAUCAUGAAAAUUUGGACAUCAGAGCAUGUUUUCAGUCAUCCAUGGGAAAAGGUUGUGACAGCAACGUGGCGUAAAUAUCCAAAUCCAUUGAACCCAGCUGUAGUAGGGAUUGACGUUGUUGACAGGAAUGUUGCAAAUGGUACUCUCAAAAGUCAAAGGUUAAUCAGUACUGAAUGGGGUAUGCCACAUUGGGCCUGUAGUAUAUUAGGAGGAGAUAAAGUCUCAUAUGCUGUUGAACACUCAGAAGUAGACGCUAGACGUAAAUGCAUGACAUUAGUAUCAAAAAAUAUAUCCUUUUCAAAUGAAGUUUCUAUAGAGGAAAAAUUAACAUAUCUGCCUCAUCCGAAUAAGCCUGAUGCUACUCUUCUAAAACAAGAAGCUAUCAUAACCGUCCAUGGGAUCCCAUUGAGUAGCUACUUCGAAAGUUUUAUAUCAUCAACAAUCUCAUCGAAUGCUCAAAAAGGUCGACAAGCGCUGGAAUUCGUAAUUAAUCGAAUGGGAGGUAAUUCCUUAGAGGAAGAACUACACCAUCAAGUGAUAUGAUAAUUCAACUAGUUUAUUUUAAUUACAAAUUAACCUCUCUUAGACCCCUAAAUUCCUCUUUCCUCUUUCAAAUGUAAACAUCCCUGUUAAAAACAGUUAACUAUUACCUGCUGGGAUGUAUUUUUUGAAUUAGUAUUGUUAUGUUAAUACAAAUUAAAAAUUAAGUUCACAUUUGAA
Messenger RNA from Tetranychus urticae (two-spotted spider mite), 930 nucleotides. RefSeq names its product PRELI domain containing slowmo (gene slmo). Gene Ontology annotation, cellular component: mitochondrial intermembrane space. NCBI's taxonomy places the organism in Eukaryota, Metazoa, Arthropoda, Arachnida, Trombidiformes, Tetranychidae. The record is from RefSeq and is a predicted model, not a curated record.